Messenger RNA from Ostreococcus tauri, 1440 nucleotides. Its product is annotated as Mechanosensitive ion channel MscS,transmembrane-2. The transcript has a single exon. The record is from RefSeq and is a predicted model, not a curated record. The coding region runs from base 1 to 1440 and encodes 479 amino acids. Lineage: Eukaryota; Viridiplantae; Chlorophyta; Mamiellophyceae; Mamiellales; Bathycoccaceae. Gene Ontology annotation, biological process: transmembrane transport. Gene Ontology annotation, cellular component: membrane.
AUGGAACGGACGGAGACGCGCGAGACGGCGCGCGCGGGACGGCGGGCGGCGGACGGGGCGAGACGCGUCGUCUUAUCGUGCGUCCUCGCCCUGGUCUCGGUGCGAGGGACGGUGAUGGUGGUCCCGAGGGCGCACGCGGAAGCGGCGCCGCGGGCGACCGCGAGCGCGGCGGUGCGCGCGCGGUCGGGGGCGAUGGGGGUGGUUGACGAAUUGGGGGCGCUUCGCGCGCGCGUGCGCGCGGGGGCGACCACCGCGAUGGCGAAGAGUUUGUCCACCGUCGGCGACGCCUUGCACGCGAUCGAGCUCAAGACGCAAGAGGAUUGGAACGUGGAGGAUGUCUGGGUCCUGUUCGCGUGGAACUGGCUCAUCAGACGCGGACGGGAGAAGGCGUUUCGCGCGUCGGAGCGAAUGAAGACGUUGCUGGUUCAAAAUUACCGAGAAGCGCAGUUCGAGAAAAGCUUUCUCAGCUGGGUCAAGGCGCCGAUGCGAGUGAUUCAGGCUUUGUUCGUCGUGUCGUACGUCUUCGACGUCGGAUGCUCGAUGAUCGACAUGUUGAGCACGGAGUGGGACAUCCCGGAGUACAUCAAGCUCGGAUUCGACAAGGGGUCGUACACGUUCUCGCUCGGGAUCAUCGUCGUCAUGGCGAUUCAGCAGUACGGACCGAAAUUGCUCGGGCGGUUUUUACCAUCGAUCAGAGAGGAUGCGAGUCUACAGCUCGUGAUCACGCGUCUUACGUCAGCCGCCGUCGUCGUGACGACGCUCAUGCUCACGCUCUCCGCGUUCGGCAUACCGGCAAAAGUUUUAUUCUCGUUCGGCGGUCUCGGAGGUCUGGCGUUCGGUUUGGCGGCCAAGGAUUUCAUCAGUAAUCUCAUCGGCGGUCUCGUCUUGGCCGUCAUGCGUCCGUUCAAGGUGGGAGAGAAGAUAUAUCUCACCGGCGGCGGCGGUAAAUAUCGCGAUUCCAAGGAGAAGGAUGUCAGUAAUUACAAGGUGGCGGAAAUCGGCUGGUAUCAGACCAAGCUCAUCCCGAAGGAUGGAAAGGUGACGACGAUCCCGAACGGCUACUUUCUUGGUGCGAACGUCAUCAACACGUCUCGCGAACCAAACGAGUGGCUCGGGCCGCAGCUUCGAAUCGCGCUAACCGACUUUGAAGGCAUCGAAGCCUUGACGAAGGAGCUCCGAACCUUCCUCUCGCAACACCCAGACGUGAACUCGGCGUACAAGGCUCCGGAAGUCGCGCUGAAAAAGAUCGAGGUCGACCAUUUAAUGGUGCAGGUCGAGAUGUUCAUGCACGGCGACGCGUACUAUGGCGAAAAGAAGUGGAAAGAAAAGCGUCAAGCCAUUCUCAUCGACAUCGUAAAGAUCGUCAAAAAGCACUGCCCAAACUCCCCGGCGUUACCCACCGACAGGACGUACGCGAUGCCCGCGUCGUCUUCGGCGUGA